Messenger RNA from Coccomyxa subellipsoidea C-169, 1169 nucleotides. RefSeq lists its product as hypothetical. The record is from RefSeq and is a predicted model, not a curated record. Lineage: Eukaryota; Viridiplantae; Chlorophyta; Trebouxiophyceae; Coccomyxaceae. The transcript has 6 exons. Bases 1 to 891 code for a protein of 296 amino acids.
AUGCUCUUCGAUGGACAGGACCGGGCUUGGGUGCAGCCUGUGAUAGAAGGCAACACGGCGCAGUGGCCUGGGGCACAAGACUGGAGCGAGCUGGAGCCGUACGAGGAGGGGCGAGCCGGGGAUCUGCCCAUGGAUGACAGGACUUUCUUUGGCGAACUCGCACUCCACUUGCUCGAGGAUGCGGACCGACUGGCGCUUUCUCGCACGCUGCACCUGGCCGGAGGACAGCUGCGCCUUCGUGGCGCAGGCCAACGUGCACCAAAGGAUCCUCUAGCUGAUGUCGAGAUUCCUGGUACCAAUGGGCCCAUGCAGUGCGCGCUCUCAUUCAUAGGCACAUCACCCAGCAUGGAAUUCUUCGCUACUGGAGGGGAGCUUUCCGUGGAGAUAGAGCCAAGUGAUGCAGCGCAAGGAGAGAUUGGUCUAGGAUCAGGGGACCGGAAGAAAGGCAAGAAACGGGGCAAGAAGAAGCUGCCGGUGCCAGAUCUGGACGCCAUCAGUGACCCCUUGGAGCACCAGAAGCAACGCCGCCUCGUCAAGAACCGCAACACGGCUGCCGCCUCCAGGCAAAUGCCCUUCGUUGUUUGCAUAGCGGAGUUUGACAUGCUGACUGCGCGCACGGACUUCCUGACGAUGGACAAUGCCGGCCUGCAGCAGCAGAUUGCCGCGCGCAACGUUGAGAUUGCCUGGCUGCAGCGCGAAAUCUCCGGGGAGCUCAAGAGAGCUGUGCAGAAACUGGUGAGGAGGCGCAAGGAUGUGCGCAGCAAGGAGGGCGAGGCCAGCCGGGAUUUUGCAGCACGCGCUGCGCUGGGACCUGCUCUUGUCGGUGCUGUCUCCGCUCUGAUUCGGGAGAUGGGCCAUGAGAUCAGCGAGUGCUGGAUGUCAGUGCUGUGAUGAUUCUCGCAGCAUGCGCAUCCCUGUUUUUUUUUUGAGCCUGCUCUUGCCAUUGAUUUCUUUUUUAUGUUUAGGGUUUAGGAUAGGUUUAACCCUAAACUUUCAAUAAUGUGAAAACUGAUUUUUUAUCCAUCAGCUGGUGGUCUGCUUUAUUAUAUUUCUCGCGCCUGAAUUAUCAAGAGACGAUAUAACAGACUGCAGGCGUUGGGACCUGCUCUUGUUUUUGCUGUCUCCGCUCUGAUUCGGGUGAUGGGCCAUGAGAAACUUACAGCGAUUGC